This is a messenger RNA of Cylas formicarius (sweet potato weevil), 4621 nucleotides long. It is a transcript of the gene svr, whose product is annotated as carboxypeptidase D. Gene Ontology annotation, molecular function: zinc ion binding; metallocarboxypeptidase activity. The record is from RefSeq and is a predicted model, not a curated record. Gene Ontology annotation, biological process: proteolysis. Lineage: Eukaryota; Metazoa; Arthropoda; Insecta; Coleoptera; Brentidae. The transcript has 17 exons. Bases 136 to 4353 code for a protein of 1405 amino acids.
UGUGGUAUUUAUUUUAAUAACCUUAUUUUGAAAAAGUUUUUGACGUUCCACGUAAAAGGUUUUAGUUUUUCUUUUCGCAAAUCCUAAAUUUUCGUAUUGCAAUGUCCGUCUAGAAACAAAAUUUAAAGUGGAAACAUGUUCAAAAUCUUCGUGGCGGUGCCAUUGAGCGCGAUUUUUGGUUCCGUUUUAAUAGUGUCCUUACCGGUUGCGGAAAAUGAAAACUUUUUGGAAUAUCCGAGGUACCUCAACUACGACGAAUUGACUAACUUGUUCCGAAAAUUGGAGACCGAGAAUCCUGACAUUGUGAAGCUAAUCAGCGUCGGGAGAUCCGUCAAAAAUCGCGAACUUUGGGCAUUGCAAAUAAACAGCGAUGUGAAAAAUAGAACGCUAAUGACACCAAUGUUUAAAUACGUCGCCAACAUGCACGGGGACGAGUCUAUAGGACGACAACUUACGAUCUAUCUGGCGCAGUACCUCAUCAGUAAUUACGGGUCCAUUGAAAGGGUUACUAAGCUUGUAAAUUCUACUGAUAUUUACUUAAUGCCCAGUAUGAAUCCUGAUGGUUAUGAGAAUUCACAGGAAGGAAGGUGUGAAUCGAAACCCAAAUAUGUGGGGAGGGAGAAUCAAAACGAGGUAGACCUGAAUCGGGAUUUUCCUGAUCAAUUUGAAACACACAGAGCAGGUACCAUUUUAUCUGCGAGGCAGCCCGAAACUGUAGCCAUGAUGACAUGGAUCCUGUCGCGGCCCUUCGUGUUAUCGGGAAAUUUGCACGGAGGAGCUGUAGUCGCCAGUUAUCCCUAUGAUGAUUCCAAUUUUGGCGUAACCUGUUGCAAGGAGAGCAAAUCGCCAGACGACGAGUUGUUCAAAGAGCUCGCCUUGACAUAUGCUCAAAAUCAUCCUCUGAUGAAGACUGGUGAAACAUGCAAAAAUGACCAUUUUGACAAAGGCAUUACUAAUGGCGCGUUUUGGUAUGAGGUCCGGGGUGGCAUGCAGGACUUUAAUUACGUACAUUCGAACUGCUUCGAAGUGACGUUCGAGCUGAGUUGUUGCAAGUUUCCGCCAGCCGGUACCCUGCCGGAAGAGUGGCGCAACAACAAGGAGGCCCUUUUAAGAUUCAUCGAGGCUGCCCACUGGGGCGUUAAAGGCUUGGUUGUAAACGAACGGGGCGAUCCCGUCCUGGACGCCGACGUCGUGGUGGUGGGGGUCGGGCAUAACGUGACCACCUCGAACAGGGGCGAAUAUUGGAGACUGCUGCUCCCCGGAAAGUAUGAAAUUUACGCCGCCGCGUACGGGUACCUCCCGUCGGAGACAGUCGAGGUAGUCGUUCGGGAGGGGGAGACCGCCGUCCGGAACUUUACUUUGUCAUUUCAGCCCUCCGCGCAAGGGAGUUACGCGGAAGUGCUAGAGUCGAACUCGUCCAUGUACGAUCAGUACGGCUUCAUGAUCCCAGACGCGCAAUUGUUCCACCACCAUCACUAUGACGAGAUGGUAGACUUCCUCAAAUACUACAACAGUACCUACCCGAAUAUUACCCACUUGCAUUCCAUCGGAAAAUCCGUCCAGGGCCGGGAAUUGUACGUCUUUGUCCUGAGCAACACCCCCUUCCAUCACACACCCGGCAAACCCGAGUUCAAAUACGUCGCCAACAUGCACGGCAACGAGGCGGUUGGCAGGGAACUGCUCCUUUACCUCAUCAAAUACCUGUGCGAACGGUACGGGACCGACGCGAGGGUGACGCGACUGCUCGACACCACCCGAAUCCACCUCAUGCCCAGCAUGAACCCCGAUGGUUACGAAAUGUCCCAGGAAGGUGACCCGUCUAGCGGGCGGGGUCGAAACAACGCCGCCAACGUCGACUUGAAUCGGAACUUCCCGGACCAGUACGGCGUCAACCAAUUCAACCGGUUCUUGGAACCGGAAACCCAAUACGUCAUGAGGUGGAUCGCGUCCGAGCCCUUCGUCCUGUCCGCAAAUCUCCACAACGGCGCACUCGUCGCCAACUACCCAUUCGACGACAGUAGGCGGGGCUUCGGCGGCGCCACCGACCACGACCCGAACCCCGCACCCGACGACGCCGUCUUCAAGUACCUGGCCUCGACGUACGCGAACGCGCACCGCUCCAUGCACGAGGGCACGCCCUGUCCCAUGUUCCCCGACGAGCGUUUCGACGGCGGCAUCACCAACGGCGCGAGGUGGUACCAGGUAACGGGCGGCAUGCAAGAUUGGAACUACCUGGUGGCCGGCUGCAUGGAGCUGACCCUCGAGAUCGGCUGCUACAAGUACCCGUACGCGAAAGACCUGCCGCGGUACUGGCUCGACAAUCGGGACGCGUUGCUCGCGUUCGCCGAACAGGUUCACAAAGGCGUCCACGGGUUCGUUAGCAGCACGAUCGGCACACGGAUCGCGCACGCGGAGAUCGCUGUCGAGGGCAUCGAUCAUACGGUGAAGACGGCCAAAGACGGCGACUACUGGCGCAUCCUGCUGCCCGGCAAGUACAACGUUACGUUCGCCGCCAGGGGUUACGAGACCUACACCGCGGAGAUCACGGUCCCAGAGUCCGGAUCGCUCGAGUUCAGUCCAAAUUUAAUGAAGGACGACCCCCAGCACUGGGCGAGUGCGUACGACUUCGGCAUCGACAAGAACCAGUUCCAUCCCGUCUACCACUCCAACUCGGAGAUUUAUGGGAUCCUCGGCGAGCUGGAGAACAAGUUUCCUGCCGUGGCCGAAUUCCACGGCGGCGACGACCUAGUCUCCAUGGCCAUACACUGGCUGAAGAUUACCCGUGAGAUCGACACUUCCGACGAGACGAAAUUCCACGUGGCGAUCGUCGGGAACUUGUUCGCCACCCAGCCGACGGGCAGGGAAAUCGCCGUCUACCUGGCGCGCCACCUUCUGGGCGGUUUCGCCGUCGGAGACCCCACCAUAACCCGAAUCCUGUCCGAUUGCGUCAUUCACGUCGUGCCCGUCGUCGACAGGGCGUUCGAACGCAUCCGGGGCGAGUACGACCGCGAAGCCGGUGGCUUCUCCCGCCCUGACGGCCCCGUUUGCAACGACAUAUCCGCCGACUUCAAGCAGGUCGGCGAUCAGCUACUCAACGUCGGCGGGAACCGCGUGACGAGCAACAAGGAGACCGUCGCGGCCGCCAACGCGUUCAAGCACAUGCUGCUCGAGGAACGCUUCGACCUGGUUCUGAAUAUCGAGGGCGGCGACGGCGAAAUAAUAUAUCCGUACGCCAAGGACCAGACGCAGACCUACCGACAUCUGGCGGACGUUUACCGCUCGAAGGUGAGGGUGCCGUUGUCGUGCGGUCAAUCCCGCAAGGGGGCGAGCGCCGACGCCAUUCUGACCGACUUCCUGUUCCACGAGUACGCCACUCCCAUGAUUACGGUCAAAGUUAGCUGCUGCGAGUAUCCCGCUGUCGAGAACAUUCCUUACGUGUGGCGAGACGUGCUGGACCCGCUAAUGGCCGUGUUGAACGCCACCGGAACUGGCGUCGAAGGCACCGUCACUGACCUGCGGACCGUUCCGCUGACCAACGCGUCCGUUAGGCUUGUGGGGUCGGAGACGGUGCACGAGGUGACGAAGACCCGGGCGAGUUUUAAGAUUAUGGCGCCGCCCGGUAAGUACCACCUCGAGGUCAGUUGUCAAGAUUACGGAAAGCGUCUGAUCGCCGUCACCGUCGCGGACGGCGCCCUGACGCCGGUCACGGUGACGAUGUCGCCGGCGGACGCGAAGGUGGCCGUCGUCGCCGACGUUUCGGUGCACGAGCCUUUCGCCGGCGACGUCCACACCGGUAUAAGAGGUUACGUCAGAGACGGACUGGAUCACCCUGUGGAGGCCGCGAAGCUGCACGUUGUCGAGGUCAACGUUACUGGGUACUCGGACGCGGACGGCAAAUUCGGCGUGGCGCUGCACCCGGGGACGUACACCGUGGAGGUCGACGCCCGCGGAUACUUUGGCGACGUGAAAAUCGUCGCCGUCCCCGACGGCGUCGGGCCCCAGGUGGCGGUUUUCACGCUGCGCAAGAACAACACCUUCUUCGGCGUUCCGAGGCUGGCCUUCGUCACCCUGACAGGGUUCAUCCUGGCCGGCCUACUCGGUCUGGGCAUAUUUUGUUUCGUCGUUUACAAACGGGGACGCGGCGACUACGGCCCCUUAUCGCAGCACGGAUUCUACGAGGACUUCCGCGACUUGGACGAGUCGAAGGAGACAGAUCUGUUUACUCGGCCGAUGAAACCAAAAAUGGUGACGAGACCGUACUACGACGAGGACUACGACGAGGAGCACAGCUUCACGUACGCAUCGAGCUCGGACGCGGAGGCCGACGUCAAUUUGUUGACCCUUCAGAAAUAGUACACGAACGCCCGUGCCUAUUUUCGUGCGUAACGACAAUAAUACUCCUCGGCUGCGAAUUGUAAAAAAAAAAAAACAAAAAAGAAUAGAGUCCGUAUAUAUAUUUUUGUAUAACAUGUAUAACUUAAGUCACCCCUCCAGGAAGGGGAGCAUAAAAUACGUAAUUUAAUGCCAGAAAAAUGUGCAGCUACUUAUUUGGAGGCGAGGCACUUAUCAUUUUGUAUGUUAAUUUGUAAAUAUAUCCCCGUCGUGGGUCCAAUAAAAUUUA